CAGGUACAUGCCCUUGACCGGAAUCGAACCUGGGACCCCUCAGUCCGCAGGCCGACGCUCUAUCCACUGAGCCAAACCGGUUUCGGCGACUUUCUGAAUUUUAUUCUAGGCUCUGCUAUGUGUUAUCUGGGUGACCUUGGCAAGGGACAGUUUAUCUAAGCCUCACUUUCUUUCUCCAUGAAAUAGAAGUAAUAGUAUCAACUUCAUCAGGUUUAAGUCAGAAAGUUUAAGUUAGAAAAAUACAUACAACUCACCUAGGAUAAUGGCUGGCCCAUAUUAAGUGGUCAGUUGUUAACUGUUGUUUUACCAUGAGCUUUUCUACAUAGCUGACUUAAAUUUUUUAGUAGAGUGAAAAAUUUACCUCUUUAUACAUUUCUACUACCACUGCCCACCCCAGGUACUGGUGCCACACUUGGGAUGUUAGUAGCCUCUAUUUAAGAGCACAGAUGAUUUAGUAGAUCUUAUUCCAACUCCAAAUGAUUGGGAAUGAAUGCUGGCUUCCUAGAGUUCUCUGUUGAGAAAAAUUUGGAGGACUAAGCAAAAGAGAGUGACAUGUUCAACAGUGCCUAUAAGGAGAAGCUCCUUAUAGGCACACAUUUCUUUGAGAAAAAGUUUUCAGCAAUUUAAAAACAUGAGGAUUUCUUUGCAUUUGACUUUCACAAACGUAAAUUUUAUAAAUAGGUUUAUAAUAUAGUUACACUAAUUUAAUAAAGUGCCUAGAAGUUCUCUAGUUUAGGGAUAUAAGAAAGUAGUGGAGCCAAGCCAGCAUGGCUCAGUGGUUGCACGUCAACCUAUGAAACUGGAAGUCACUGUUCGAUUCCCAAUCAGGACAUAUGCUCGGGUUGCAGGUUGAUCCCUAGUGCGGAACAUGCAGGAGGCAGCCGAUCAAUGAUUCUCUCUCAUCAUUGAUGUUUCUGUCUCUCUGUACCUCUUCCUUACUCUCUGAAAUCUAUAAAAAUAUAUUUUAAUAAAAAAAGUAGUGGAAUUUCAAUAAUUUCUGGUAUUUUAGGUGUUCUGUUUUUUCCCCCUUCUGUGUAUGAGGAGACUCAUUUCUGGGGAUCAAAGUUUGAGAACAUGUCAGAAAUUAGUAGGAUUCAGAAAUUUCUGUAAAAUUAACUGAUAUAUAAUGGAUAUUAAAAGCUACAUCAUUAUCCCUGGCCCAAUUGCUCAGUUGGUUAGAGCAUCUUCCCCGAUACACCAAGGUUGUGUUUGAUCCCCAGUCAGAGCACAUACAAGAAUCAACCAAUGAGUGCAUAAAUAAGUGAAACAAUAAAUUGAUGUUUCUCUCUCUCUCUCUCUCUCUCUCUCUCUCUCUCUCAAAUCAAUUAAAAAAUAAAGGUAAGUCAUUUUGAUGAGUAGCAGUAUCCAGACUUCCAAAUAAGACUAGGGAAUUUUAAAGAAAAGCUAUAAAAUAUGGUUUUUACUUUGAAGAAACUUAUAACUUACUUAUUUCUGCAAAAUAAGCAAAAAAGAAAACAGAUGGCAUUUAUAGAAGAUAUAAUUGAUUAUAACAGUGAACCAGUGCCAAGGUACUUCUAAAGUAUUCUUGAUUUGGAAAGGUUUCAUGAGGUAAAGAUUUCAAAAACCACAUUUUAAAGGAAAAGGCAACCUAAAGAAAUAAAAUAUGCAUCAAGGAAAAGAUUGAAAGGAAACUACAGGCAAAGGUCAGAUGUCCUGUAAUCCUUCCUUUGGUGGUAUCGGAAAGGGGCAUUUAAUGAGGGAAGUGGAUGCUUUAGAUGGCCUGUGUUCCCGAAUCUGUGACCAGUCUGGUGUACAUUACAAAGUAUUAAACCGGCGUAAGGGACCAGCUGUUUGGGGUCUGAGAGCUCAAAUUGAUAGGAAACUCUACAAACAGAACAUGCAGAAAGAAAUCCUAAAUACACCACUGCUUACGGUUCAGGAGGGAGCUGUAGAAGAUCUUAUACUUACAGAACCAGAACCUGAGCACACUGGGAAAUGCCGUGUCAGUGGUGUUGUUUUGGUGGAUGGAAGCAAAGUAUAUGCAGACAGCGUGAUUCUGACUGCUGGGACAUUUCUGAGAGGCAUGAUUGUAAUUGGAUUGGAAAUGCAUCCGGCAGGACGUUUAGGAGACCAGCCUUCCAUUGGGUUGGCUCAGACUCUAGAGAAGUUGGGGUUUGUUGUGGGAAGAUUGAAGACUGGGACUCCACCCCGAAUUGCCAAAGAGUCCAUUAAUUUCAGUAUUCUAAACAAGCAGACACCAGAUAAUCCAUCCAUACCAUUCAGCUUUAUUAAUGAAACAGUGUGGAUUAAGCCAGAAGAUCAGCUGCUGUGUUACUUGACUCACACCAACCCGAGAGUGGAUGAGAUUAUCCUUGAGAACCUGCACCUUAAUAGUCACAUUAAGGAAACUACAAAAGGACCCCGAUACUGUCCUUCCAUUGAAUCAAAGGUUUUGCGUUUUCCAAACCGUAUACAUCAGGUUUGGUUGGAACCUGAAGGAAUAGAUUCUGACUUCAUCUACCCCCAAGGGUUAUCUGUGACGCUACCAGCUGAAUUACAGGAGAAAAUGAUCACAUGCAUCAGAGGCUUGGAGAAAGCUAAAAUGAUCCAGCCAGGCUAUGGUGUUCAGUAUGAUUACUUAGACCCCCGUCAGAUCACUCCUUCUCUCGAGACUCAUUUGGUGCAACGGCUUUUCUUCGCUGGACAGAUAAAUGGCACUACUGGUUAUGAGGAAGCUGCAGCUCAAGGUGUGAUAGCUGGAAUCAAUGCAAGUCUUCGGGUCAGACGCAAGCCUCCUUUUGUCGUUAGCCGAACGGAAGGCUACAUAGGAGUCCUGAUUGAUGACCUCACCACACAGGGCACUAACGAACCAUACCGAAUGUUUACCAGUCGAGCAGAGUUCCGUUUGUCACUGCGCCCUGAUAAUGCUGACAGCCGCCUCACAUUCCGAGGUAACUCUUCACUGAGUCUGCCAACCAGGUUCACUCUUCUCUCAGACCUCUCUCAUUAUGUUCUCUCCUCUCUUCUUCUAGGGUAUAAGGAAGCUGGCUGUGUGUCCCAACAAAGAUAUGCAAGAGCUUCUUGGAUGAAGUCUUCUUUAGAAGAAGGCAUUUCUGUGUUGAAAUCCAUUGAGUUUUCAAGUUCUAAAUGGAAAAAGCUAAUCCCAGAGGCUUCUAUAAGUAUGGGUAAAGUUGUAUCUCUCAGAGCUCUAGAUGUUCUGAAGUAUGAAGAAGUUGACCUGGAGUUAUUGGCAAAGGCUGUUCCAGAGCCCUUGAAGAAGUAUACUGAAUGUAGAGAGCUAGCUGAAAGACUGAAAAUAGAAGCCACUUAUGAAACAGUAUUGUCCUAUCAGCAACAAGAAAUAAAGGACAUUCAGCGAGAUGAAGCUCUCCAACUGCCAGAAGACCUAGAUUACUUGACUCUCAGGGAUGUGUCUUUGUCCCAUGAAGUUCGAGAGAAGCUACAUUUCAGUCGCCCACAGACGAUUGGGGCUGCAAGUCGGAUACCUGGAGUGACACCUGCUGCCAUCGUCAAUCUGCUCAGAUUUGUGAAGACCAUUCAGCAAAGACAGGCAGCUAUGAAUGAGUUGCCCAAAAGUGAUCAAUGCUUAUGUGAUACAGACAGACUUGAAGAGAGACAGUUAUAGCUUCCUGUUCAUCGAAGACUUAUAAUCAAUGUAAGAGUAUAGAUAGGAGAUAAGAAGUAUUUCUACUUAACACCUGUUAAAAAACCUUAAUUAUUAUGGUUUUGUCAUUAAUGUAUGAAGAAGACAGAUAUUAUUGUGCUUUUUUGUACAUCUGAAAAAAUAGUUAUAGACUCUUAAUUUAUACUCUUUCUCUCAGGUGCUCUAAUGCAGCGAGCCUAUUAAUAAAACUUUGUGCAAAGCCCAUUAAA
This is a messenger RNA of Myotis myotis, 3855 nucleotides long. It is a transcript of the gene MTO1, whose product is annotated as mitochondrial tRNA translation optimization 1. The record is from RefSeq and is a predicted model, not a curated record. Bases 1670 to 3607 code for a protein of 645 amino acids. Gene Ontology annotation, biological process: tRNA wobble uridine modification; tRNA methylation. NCBI's taxonomy places the organism in Eukaryota, Metazoa, Chordata, Mammalia, Chiroptera, Vespertilionidae. Gene Ontology annotation, cellular component: cytosol. The transcript has 11 exons. Gene Ontology annotation, molecular function: flavin adenine dinucleotide binding.